GACCUAUCGUCGUGACGCAUUUGACCACGUCGACGCACUCCGGAUCCGACAGCGCGGGGCCAUGAGAGGGUCCGGUCGGGCUAUGCGAUUCCCUCGCGAUCGGCUAUUCCGGGCCUCUCGAUGCACUCGUGGCGCCGGCGACGUUCUUUGGAUUUGACGUCAGUGUACCACAAGCGCGGAUUCAUGCCUCGCAUUCAUCGGCAUUUCUAUCAUGGAUGAACGGCUCGCUCGUUUCAUGAUAACGCAUAAAUAUGUAUGUAGUAUGUAUGUAAAUCGAACUGGAAAUCGUUUGGGGUUGGCGGGCGCCAAAUGGCGGUGACGAUGUGGUCGAACGUCUCUGGCCAGCUGAAGGGAUCCAACGCUCCACUUUGCCGCCUCAUCCCCGGGUGGUCGUCUAGGUCGCCCUAGCCCCCCUGGGUCUUUCUGGGCUGACACCUGUACCGUUGGACUAGGAUACCGGCGCUUGGUGGAGCCUCAUCUUUGGCCGUAGCCAUUAACAACCACAGAGGGUGCAUAUCUGGGUGGAGUUGAUGGAGUUGGGCAGCAUCACCGACUCGCCAGUCCGACAAAUAAUAAGGGGUUGCAUUGAUCACUUACACGGACUAAGCAACUCUAGCGAGAAUUCCCCCUCCCUCAACCGCUCCCUUCUUCCCCAAAAUAUAACUCCGAACGAAAUCGGCCAACCCUUCUUAAUGACCUUUUCCCUCUUUUCUUCUCUUCCUUCUAGUUCUUCUUCUGUCUCGUCAGAGAUGGGACUACGCGAUCAAGCAACAAUUAGAAGUGAUUCAGGCUAUGGGGACGAUGCGUCCGAAGUGCCGCAAGACGGCCCCGAUGCGCACCCUUUGACUCUUAAGGGAUACGACAUUGGGCCAGCAUCCAAAUUACAAGUAGGCGACGUUUUCGAGUUUCUCUGGGCCGAUGCUCCAGAAUUCGAGUGGGAAUGGAAAUGCCUUGGAUACACUCGAUUCAUCGUCCUGCGUCAUAGCGACACAUUUCCUCAUCAUUGCGCAUGCAUACCCAUAUCAGUGGGCGGAAAACACGAGUUUGCCAAGCCUGGAAUUGAUCAUUUCCAGCAAGGGUACGUCUUCGCCAAUGGUGAUCCAGCACCAGAGAGUCCUCGCUUGCCCUACUCAGCCGUUGGAAUUGAACUGCGCCCGGGGAAGCUCCGCAUAAAAGAGGACUCUCGGGCAAAUUACGCUGAUAUCGUUGAUGUCGACCACGAUGCUCAAGUCAUGGUUGUUGGUGAUGUGGUGCGCUACUUCGACCGCGUCCGGAGGAAUGUCAACAAGGCCUUUAUGCGCCAGAUCCUGAGAAGGGCGCUGGAAGAGUACAAAACCAUCAAGGCAAGCGAAAUGGCAGCGGAGGGUAAUAAGAUUUCCAAAAUGCCCCAAUCAGCAACGACGGACGGAGAAGACACUCAGAUGAGCGCAUCGGAAAGCAUCCAAACAGAAGCGGCGAGCGUAAUCGGAGAAAGGAGACACGAAAGGGAAGAGAAGAGACAUCAUCGAAGACAUUCUGGAUCCAGUUCCGCCUCUCGGAGGAAAAGGAAUCAUUCACAAGCUAGCGUGAGGCCGCAACGAGAAAGUGUCCAAGAAAGUCGACCGGAGGGCCGAGGUGAUUUUGAUUACGAUGCGAGAUCCAUGCAUAAUGUUGCUAUGGCGGGAUUGAAAUAAAUAAAGAAAUGAAAGAAAUUUAAGGGAAAACGGAUGAAAUUUUUGAUUCUUGAAAUGAACCUACCCUGCAUGGAUCUGGCGUACGGCGAGGAGUAUAACUCAGAGGAAACGGGACUCGAGCAUUUCCAAUUGCAACAUAGACAAGGCUACAGGUCCAAAGUGUAUACUAUGAUUCUACGACUUUUUGAAGUCAGGUACAGUUAAACGACAAUACUUAUGAUGAUUUACGAUAAAUAGAAACCAUCUUAUUUACCCUCGAA
This is a messenger RNA of Hypoxylon trugodes, 1933 nucleotides long. RefSeq lists its product as uncharacterized. Bases 531 to 1673 code for a protein of 380 amino acids. The record is from RefSeq and is a predicted model, not a curated record. The transcript is spliced from 5 exons. NCBI's taxonomy places the organism in Eukaryota, Fungi, Ascomycota, Sordariomycetes, Xylariales, Hypoxylaceae.